This is a messenger RNA of Diabrotica virgifera virgifera (western corn rootworm), 828 nucleotides long. RefSeq names its product succinate dehydrogenase [ubiquinone] cytochrome b small subunit, mitochondrial-like. The transcript is spliced from 3 exons. Gene Ontology annotation, molecular function: heme binding; ubiquinone binding. The coding region runs from base 142 to 666 and encodes 174 amino acids. Gene Ontology annotation, biological process: tricarboxylic acid cycle; mitochondrial electron transport, succinate to ubiquinone. Gene Ontology annotation, cellular component: mitochondrial envelope; membrane. The record is from RefSeq and is a predicted model, not a curated record. NCBI's taxonomy places the organism in Eukaryota, Metazoa, Arthropoda, Insecta, Coleoptera, Chrysomelidae.
CUGACGGCAAAACGUAUUCGACGCUUACGUGUGAUAUUAUUGUUUUAUUUAAAUCGACCUCGUUUGAUGUUAUCUCUGACGUUUUCUUUGAAAUAAUAUUUUGACAUUUAUGUAUAAAAGUUUUAUUUAGGUACGAUAAAUAUGGUUCUUGCUGCAAUUCUACGGAGCUCUUCAAGAAAUGCAGUUUUUAGCAAUCUACUCAGAACAACUGCAAUCAUAACGGAACCACAAAAAUAUUUCGUACAAUUUACCAAAAGUAACCAACCCAGGCAGUUAUUUCAAGCUACUUGUAUAAAGCCAUCCCUUUAUGAUUUUUCCAAAAGAUAUAUGAGUGGCAAUCAUGCUAAAAUUUGGCCUUUUGAAAAACUAGUAACGUUAUCUCUAGUAGGAUUAGUCCCAGCUACGUUUAUAACGCCAAAUGCUGUUUUAGAUGAUAUUUUUGCUGCAAUUAUGUGUCUGCAUAUGCAUUGGGGUUUAGAAUCAUGCCUAACCGAUUAUGUAAGACCCAUUAUAUUUGGUCCACUAAUUCCAAAAAUAGCCCUGCUACUACUCUACCUCGUGUCUUUAGGUACAUUAGCAAGUCUACUAAACUAUAAUCACAAUGACAUAGGUAUUGGAGCCACUUUUCAAAAAAUUUGGCAAAUGGAGGCUGAAACUUCAGAUUAGAAGUUAUAGCAAGUCUACUUAACUCUAACCAUAAUGAUAUAGGUAUUGGGGCCACUUUUUAAAAAAUUUUGGCAAAUGGAGGCUGAAAUUUAAUAAAAAGUUAUAAAGUUCUUUAUAUAAAGAUAAAUUCAUUUACAAAUAUAGUUUGUUUAUUUUAAUUUU